Rhagoletis zephyria (snowberry fruit fly) is the source of this 4609-nucleotide messenger RNA. RefSeq lists its product as uncharacterized. The record is from RefSeq and is a predicted model, not a curated record. NCBI's taxonomy places the organism in Eukaryota, Metazoa, Arthropoda, Insecta, Diptera, Tephritidae.
ACCAGUGGCCGAAAAUUACCCUGAAGGUUUAACCUGCGAUCGCAACACUGUCAACUAUCAAAGAAUAAGGUGAAGCAGAUUGGACAAAAAACAAUCUGUCAAAGUUGCUGCUGUUUUCGACUUUUGUGCAUUGGAAAUUUUUUCACUUCUUGCAAUAAAAAAGUGCUACAUAAAAAACAAAGAAAAUGUUGAAAAGUUAAAACCAGUACGAAACAACUAAACUUUCAUCGAUUGUGGUUUCGUGGUAAUGCAGAGUUUGAAAACGUUUAAUACGCUCCAGGGCCACAAAAAAAAGCAAAUCGCAGACAGACUUGGAAACAAACAAAAGUUACAAAAAACGCGUUUGUAACAAAUAUUUCGUUUCAUACAUAGAUUACAAGGGAAUUGGUUUACCAUUGAAGGACAGUCUUCAACUGAAUUACCAACGCUACGCAACGCAUUAAUAGGGCAGCUGAAAUCAACAACGAAUCAGUGGCGAUGGAAAAUUUGCAAGGGCGUAGCAGUGGCAAUGGUACUUUUUUCAAAAAGAAUUCUGACAUAGAAAAACUAAGUGGUAGUCGGUGUGGCAAUGCAGCGCAUGUAGGUACUAAUGUUGGAGCAGUCACGGGUUUUGUUUCAGCACAGGAUGACUGUAAUUGUCUAGGAAGUGGUGGGGAUGCCAUUAGUGGUGUCGGCGGCAGCGGUAGCAGCUGGCUAACUUGUGGACAACAACAUAUACAAAAUAACAAUAAUAACAAUAAUGCUCUAGAAUCAAACGCGCAAGCCAAGUGCAACGUCGGCAUAACAACAACGGCGGCGACGGGGACUGCUGGCGCUGCAACGGUAGCUUUGGCAAAUACAACAACAGAUGCGUCAUUUACCGGCAUCGAAAAACGAAGUGAAGGUGUUGGCGGUGGUAGCUGUGGAGGCGAAGUUGACAUUAGCGAAAGAAAAACAGCUGGGAUUACUGGCGCGAGCUUUGUUACAGCGGAUAGUAGUUGCGCUGGUAUGGCAGGCGCCAAUGGCGAUUCAAAUAAGAAGCAAAACGGUGCUGCCGCUAUAGACAUUGCAACGCCCACAUCUUCGCACGUUGCAUUAGCAGCGAUGUCUGUUGCUGCUGCUGUUUCGACACCCAGCGAUUACAAUGCAUGUACAUUUGAUGUGUUUGCAGCAGCCGCAGCUGGUACUGGAGUGGUAUCGCGUAGCGCUUCGCUCAACAACUCCACGGAGAAUCUCAGCUACAACAGUGAUAACUACUUCGCUGACGACCUAUUGCUAUUGGAGGGUGACGAUGACGUCGAUGAUGUAGAUGUGGACGCGGAGGAGAUUUCGCUCAACUCAGAUGAUUGUGUUUAUGCGUAUCGUGGUGACGGUGCGGACUUUGAUCUCGCUUUAGAUGCCAUUGCCGGACGGGGGCACGGCACUGGCAACCCUUGCAUGGCUGAUGACGAAACAGACUUUCUUGAGAUGGACUUCGAGCCUGACCCAUUGUCAGAGGUCGAGUAUAGUUCGGUUGAAGCUCCGCCUGGUCAUACAGAUGCAUUCCUAAUGCACCGCGAUGCUUGCCAUUUGAGUGGUCGACAGUCAGCAACAUUAGGUAAAUUUAACAAAAAUACGACUGCGGCGCAACGGUUGUUAUUCAGUUCGCCGAUCGAUGACAGCUUACCACCACCGGCAACUAAAACACUUCAAUCUCAGCUAAUGCUUAGCAAAAAUUUUGCUCGAAUUACCAUGCAUUUGGAUCAAAUUAAAGGAGGGAGUGGCGAAUGUGAUUCUUAUGAGCGCACACAUAGUGAUCGCGCAUCGGCGUUGGGUAUGGCCGAUGAUGCAGUUGACGCGGCCACGAAAGCUGCUCAAAUCAACGCGGCCCAUUCCCUACCGAAUACGCUACUCUCGAAUUUUGGGCGAGAUUUGCUACACUCAAAAGAUGAAAGCAAGGCAAUUCCUUCGAAAGUAACAGGCGCCAAACCGAAACGCUUCUCCACAUUCUCAACAUCUUCAUCGACAUCUUCCAAAAAUUCUUCAAAAUCUCGGAACUCGCUGCGCUCCACCUAUGCCCUAGCAACGCUCUGCAAUAGCGCCAGCUUCGAUGAGCGCAGCGCUAGUUGCACCGAGUUUCGCUGCGCAGCGCCCAAGAUUGCGGCAAGUACAGAGGAAUGCAUGCGCGCCGAAACUGGCCUAGUCACCAACACAGCCACCACAACAACAAACGAAUGCGAUGAUUCGAGUGUGAAUGAUGACACCUGCCUGGACUGCUUGGAAAAAGAAUUUUUGGCGAACACAAUUGGCAAAGCCAUAGAUUCAAAUGAGUGUACACGUUGCCACAAGCGUAGUAGCAGCAGCAUAGCGCUCUUUAAACGCGCAGCACAAACAUCAACUGGAGCAACGCGCUGCCGCAGCGGUUCACCAUUGAUCUUCAGAGAUGCACGUGAUGAAUGCAUUUUUGAGACAGCAGUCGGUAAUUAUUUGCAACCAAGGAAUGUAGACUGGGCAACUACGGCUUUUAGAGAUAUACGCAUGUUAAAGAACGAUAGAUGGCUAGGUGAUAGUGUUAGUUGUGAUGAUAGUGGACUGAGUGCCAGUGAGACAAAACUCAAAGCUCGCGUACGUACUCGAAUGCGUGCACGGACAUGCGAUGAUGAGGUGUUGCAAUUCAAAACAGAAGAGGAGGGCAUGAACCAAAGACGGACCACGACGGGUGGGAGUAGCGAGCAUCCUCAAAAUAACUUUCAGCUUCUAAAGAACUUAUUAUUGACUGAAAAGGAAACUGUCACAGUUCCCACUUUAAAUUUAAGCGAGGAGUUGCUGGUGCAGGCACUGGACAAACUUCAUGUAUCUUAUAAUUUGGAACUAAUUAAAUCUCAGCUGUAUUAUGCUUCUAAUGCUGCCACUGCAACAACAACCACAACAACGACAAUUCCUUCAAUGUUGGGCAUGCACAGAAACUUUAAAGAAUUUAGGGAUUUGAAGCAUUUACUCAUACAUGAAUCGAAGAAACACUGCAAUCAUCACAAGCUGAAACGCUUGAUAGAGUUGGCUACGCGACAGCAAGUGGAAGUGCAAUUUCAACAGGAUCACCAGGAAACUUCAACUACUUUGGUGCCAGUUAAAGUCGCUGAUAUAUUGCAACAAUGGGUGCGCACGAAAAAUCUCAGCGUACUCAGGCAUUUAGAUAAACGCUUUGUAGAAGCAAAUUUAUUAGGAAAAAUCGCCAACAUCAUACGCCAGGCGCAGCAGCGUUGCACACCGCGACGACCACUGCCCGAAAGCCUAUUAAUACCACAGUAUUAUCCUGCUGGUGUUUUAAAGCUUACAAAAAAAUCUUAAAUUUUAUGCUACGCAUUAGAGCUGCGAUUUAUAUGGCUGUUUUACACAUACAUACAUAUGUUCCAUUGAAGCAUGGAAACUUAAAACGAAUAUAUUAAUAAUUAUGAGCGCAAAAGUAGGCAACAAUAAUCAUACAUAAUCAUACGCAUAAACACACACAUUUUGAUGUUGUUAUUCAUAAACGAAUGCAAUAUUUAUACGCAAAAUACAAAACCAAUACCAUGUAAUCUUAAUAUCAAAUUGAAAUAGCAGCGAAAAACAAACGGAAGUAAACGUAAUUAUGCAUUGCAUACUAUUGAUUAUUAAAAAUAUAACAUACUCAACAACUGAGUUGUAUCUAAUCAGGUGAUGAUAUUAACAUAAGACUUUAAUCUCCGGCAAAAUCUAAAAAGCAACCGAAUCAUAGUUUGAAGCAUAAUAUUAGGGGGUAUCAACGGUAGUUUAUUGUGAAGUUUAAAUAAUAACGGAAACUCGACUAAUAAGUUCGUCGGCAAAUGAAAUAUCAUCUUCUGAUUAGACGCUCUCCAACUAAUCACCAGGAAAAACCAUUUAAACGCAUCAACCGAUAAACGUUCGUAUGUAAAUAUAGAAAAUAUGGUAACACAUUUGAUUUGACGCUUGUUUUGCUGAGGAAUGUUUAUGCAAACGUACGCAAAGACAGUUGCACCUAAUAUUAAUUUAUUGCUAUACCUUAUAUACAUGCGUGCUUAUAUCAUAUACUAUUAUACAUUGAUAUAUUUAUAUACUCAACGUGUAUACAUAUGUAUGUAUGUUUAGUAAAGCAACAAAAUAUAUAAAAACAUACACUAUAGUGCAUAUAACAUUAAUUAGUCGUUAGCAUUUAGGAUGUUGUAUUUAAUAGCACACUCAUUCACCUGCAUAAAACGUAAAUAUUGCAUAAACUUUACUUCAUGCAGCAAAAAAACGUAUACCCAUAUACAUGCAUACAUAUGUAUAUAUAUAUAUAACUAAAUUUAUUAUAGUAUGUAUAACAUACGCUUAUGUAAAUGGAAAGCAACGACUUCUUUCCACACCAAAUCUCUGCAGCGCACCAUUCAACAUGACAUAGUUCGCAUGAAUGUAUGUAUGUUUGUUAAAUAAAAACAAGAAAACGAAACAAUUUCAAAUACAUAAUAUGUAUGUAUGAGUAGUGCUACAUAAUUAGUGCGUUUAACGUUUAAAAUCAGAAGCAAAAAAAAAANACUUAUAAACAAUAAAACAGUUAAAAGUUAUAUACUUAAAAAGCGCAUAGCAAAGCAAAGCAAAAGCAAAUAAAUUACUAAAUACACAAUCACAUACAUUC